Molecule: messenger RNA, 2298 nt
Organism: Amphibalanus amphitrite
Lineage: Eukaryota; Metazoa; Arthropoda; Thecostraca; Balanomorpha; Balanidae
Product: T-complex protein 1 subunit eta-like
Exons: 11
Coding region: 305-1933 (542 amino acids)
Biological process (GO): protein folding
Cellular component (GO): chaperonin-containing T-complex
Molecular function (GO): ATP binding; ATP hydrolysis activity; ATP-dependent protein folding chaperone
Source: RefSeq, a predicted model, not a curated record
GUCACAAAUGUCUCUCAUGCGCAUUUCAUGCAUCUGCAUGGAUGUCUUGCGUCUAGUGUUCGAUAAAAUUUGUCUAUACUCUUCUUUUGCUUGUUACCUAGCAACAAUUUAGCUAACCAGCUUGUUGCUAGGCAACAAGGGCUCUAUUUUUUUAUUUUUCAUUUAGUGACCAUCUCUGAGCAGGCUUGUGAGCGCGUGCCUUAGGAACGUGCGAGAACAAAUCGCCCCCUGCCCCGCCUUGCUGAACCGGCUCUGGAAGCUCAGGUGGUGAUCUCAUAAAUAAGUACCUCACAAGCAUCUAAAAAUGCAGCCGCAAAUUAUCCUGCUGCGGGAGGGCACCGACACCAGCCAGGGCAAGCCGCAGCUCAUCUCCAACAUCAACGCCUGCUGCGCCGUGGUGGACGCCGUGCGUACCACGCUCGGUCCGCGCGGCAUGGACAAGCUGAUCGUCACCGAUAACGGCAAGGCCACCAUCAGCAACGACGGCGCCACCAUUAUGAAGCUGCUGAACGUGGUGCACCCGGCCGCCAAGACGCUGGUUGACAUCGCGCGCAGCCAGGACGCCGAGGUCGGAGACGGCACGACGAGCGUGGUGCUGCUUGCCGGCGAAUUUCUGCGCCAGGUGAAACCGUACGUCGAGGAGGGCGUCCACCCGCAGAUCAUCAUCCGAGCCGUCCGAAAAGGCACCCAGAUGAUGAUCAAGCGUAUCCACGAGGUGGCUGUCAAGGUAUCGGGCAGCAGCGGCGACGCCGAAAAGUACGAGCUGCUGCGCAAGUGCGCCAGCACGGCUCUCAUGUCCAAGCUGAUUCACCAGCAGAAGGAGUUCUUCUCCAAGAUGGCCGUGGACGCGGUCCUGUCGCUGGACAGCCUGCUACCUCUCAACAUGAUCGGCAUCAAACAGGUCCAGGGAGGCGCGCUGGAGGACUCUGAACUGGUGGCCGGCGUGGCCUUCAAGAAGACGUUCUCGUACGCCGGGUUCGAGAUGCAGCCCAAGUCCUACAAGAACCCCAAGAUCGCCAUGCUGCAGAUCGAGCUGGAACUGAAGGCCGAGCGGGACAACGCCGAGGUCCGGCUCGACAAUGUUCAGGAGUACCAGCGAGUGGUGGACGCCGAGUGGGACAUCCUCUACGACAAACUGGAGCGGAUCCACAAGUCCGGCGCCAAGGUGGUACUGUCCCGCCUGCCGAUCGGUGACGUGGCCACCCAGUAUUUCGCCGACCGCGACAUGUUCUGCGCCGGCCGGGUACCCGAGGACGACCUGAAGCGCACCAUGAAGGCCUGUGGCGGCAGCAUUGUCACCACGGCGCACGACCUGGGAGAUGGUGUACUGGGCCAGUGUGGCAGUUUCGAGGAGCGCCAGGUCGGCGGCGAGAGGUAUAACUUCUUCAGCGAGUGCCCUCUGGCCAAGACGUGUACGCUGAUCCUGCGCGGCGGCUCGGAGCAGUUCCUCGAGGAGACGGAACGGUCGCUCCACGACGCCAUCAUGAUCGUGCGGCGCGCCAUCAAAAACGACAGCGUUGUGGCCGGCGGCGGUGCGAUCGAGAUGGAGCUGUCGCGCUACCUACGCCAGCACGCCCGCACCGUGGCUGGCAAGGAACAGCUACUGAUGGACUGUCUGGCGCGGGCACUGGAGAUCAUCCCCCGCCAGCUCUGUGAUAACGCCGGCUUCGACUCGACGAACAUUCUGAACAAGCUGCGGCAUACGCACGCACAGGAGUCUGGUCUCUGGUUCGGCGUCGACAUUCAGAACGAGGACGUGGCUGAUAACCUGGCCGCCUGCGUCUGGGAGCCGGCCAUUGUGCGCGUCAACGCUCUCACCGCCGCCAGCGAGGCUGCCUGCCUGGUCCUCUCCGUGGACGAAACCAUCAAGAACCCGCGCUCGGGCGGCGAGGGCGGCCCGCCGGCCGGCCGCGGCCGCGGCAGGCCCAUGUAGGCAACAAGGGUCACUAAAGGUGGGCCUGAGGUGCUGGGAGGGCCACGUGCCGCUUGGAGUGUCGCCAAGUGUGAGGAGCCACGUGACAGCACCCGGCAGGGGUCGUGGUACGUGGUCCACACGUCCAAUCACGUGUCGGCAGUGUCCCGUGGCCUUAGGUGGCGAUCACACGGGGCGCGCACGUGCCUCCACGUGCGGACGUGAUCACGUGGCGUUCAUGACUCACUCAUCCGUCGUCCCGGCGCGGCAUGACCUUCGUUCUGUUUCACUGACCCGUUUGAUUUGCUGGUCGCUGGUGCGCCGACUCGGUCGCCACAUGUGCUGUUCAAUUGUCCCUUGAUUAAUACACUAGGACUAAUGCGCAA